Indicator indicator is the source of this 1353-nucleotide messenger RNA. RefSeq names its product potassium channel tetramerization domain containing 18 (gene KCTD18). The transcript has 6 exons. Gene Ontology annotation, biological process: protein homooligomerization. The coding region runs from base 9 to 1304 and encodes 431 amino acids. The record is from RefSeq and is a predicted model, not a curated record. NCBI's taxonomy places the organism in Eukaryota, Metazoa, Chordata, Aves, Piciformes, Indicatoridae.
CAAAUACAAUGGAGGAGGGCAAGACUGAAGACAUCCAGAGUAUUCUGCGACUUAAUGUGCGAGGCUGUUUCUACGUGGCCAGGCGUGAGUCUUUGUGCCGCUUUAAGGACUCGAUGCUUGCCUCCAUGUUUAGUGGACGCUUUCCUCUCAAAGUGGAUGAAUCAGGAGCAUGUCUAAUUGAUAGAGAUGGAACCCUCUUUAAAUACCUCUUGGAUUAUCUUCACGGAGAAGUUCGGAUUCCUGAGGAUGCCCAAGUUCGAACUGCACUGCAGGAGGAAGCAGAUUAUUUUGGCAUCCCUUAUCCAUACAGUCUGUCUGACCACUUGGCUAACGAAAUGGAGACGUAUUCUUUAAGGUCAAAUAUAGAGCUUAAAAAGGCUUUGUUAGACUUCUGUGAUUCUUAUGAUUUAGUUUGUACCAAGCCUACAGUUUGGGUCCUGCACUAUCUCAACACUUCUGGAGCAAGCUGUGAAAGUAAAAUUAUUGGUGUGUAUGCCACAAGAGCUGAUGGGACAGAGGCAAUUAAUAAGGAGCUAGGAGCAAAAAUUCAUAGUAAACGCAUUUACAAAAGAGAAGCUGGAAAUAACGUCCAGUACAUCUGGAGCUAUUACUCAGUGGCUGAGUUGAAAAAGAUGAUGGAUGCUUUCGACAUCUGGGAAGGGAGAGGUGUCAGCUACUGGAGGGUGCCUCAGGAGCUGAUUGAAUGCUGGACCCUUGAAGAACAGCCAUUGAAAGGCAGUUUACAUCAUAUGCCUCCAGUCCAUAAGAGACGAUUAAUUGACUUCACUGAAGAGGAAGACUAUUUACCACGUAAAGUGGGUCCCAAGCCAAUCAGGUUCUCGGGUCCCUCCACAAGUACCCACAUCAAAGUCAGAAACUCAGCUGCAUUAAAGGUGGCUGCUUGCAGCACUUCACAUUCUGCAGUGACUCUUAAGAGACCCAAUGGUGAAACUUUGUCAACACACAAAGUAGCUUCCAAAACUCUUCCCACAACAUCCAUCUCAGUACCCAGCAGUUCCUGGGCAGCCUGUGGAAGAGAGAGUGCUGACAGUGAGGCACCAUGUCAGAUGGUGUUGGAGACCACGGUGUCUCAGAAGCCUGUAAGAAACCGUGUAGUAAAGCUGAAGCGAACUCCCCUUCUUCUUAAGACAUCACCUCAGCCAUCUUUUCCUCUAGACAGUAAAUCAAGUGGACAGGACAGUCCUGCUGCUGAAAUUCUUACCACUUGCAUGGUACUGAAAAAGGAGGAACCAGCUGUAUUAACAGACAGUAUCAACCUUCGGAACAAGAAAGCAGAUGGAUGAUGUUUGAUGCGGCCUGACGGGAUAGCUGUGCAUCGUCUGGUCAAAGAAG